AAUAGACGCUUCAGAAAGCAGAAAGUCAUUUCUGAGAAGAUGGGAACUGAAUACAUCGGGAAAAUUGCUCCUUGUUUUAAUCAUUUGAUAGAUGCGAUCAUCAGAAAUGGGAAGAUUGGAAUAUGCGGAGCACAUGUUCGAAUAUCAGAUAUCAGAACUGGGUCACUAAGUACUUCCAAGAAGCCCAAUGGUGACAGAUUUCAGGUGCUACUUCCUUUUGCAGGGCAGACACUGCAGUGGGAUGUGAUUUUUGACUGUAACUAUCCCCAGGAUCCUCCAGAUUUCAUCUUUGCAGCAGAUGACAGUGACUUUUGUCCACAUGAGGAGGAUGUUAAGAGUUUGGUGAACUGGGAUAGUAAUGAUCCUAAUAGUCUUCUGAACGUACUGAAUGAGUUGUUGACGUUGUACCGGGAACAUCAACAGCACCAGAUAGAAGCUCACUCCCGUCUACAGUUUGAAUACUCAUCACUUAUAGACCAGGCCAACCUAGCACCAGAGGACAUUGAGAUAUUUGUACACAAAUCUGAGUCCAAGGUCGGCCCCGUCGUAUUUCUAGUUAAAAUGGCAGUAGAUUUUACAAAGAUCCCAGCUUACUUAACCAAGGACAAUCCAGGAGAGGACUCAGCAGUGCUGCUGGUCAAUUUUCCCUCCCCAAACACUUCACGAAUUAGUCCCCAACUGUACCUCUCACCUAGGGUAGAAAAUGCCCUGGGAGGGUCAGCUAACCUGAGGAUACCUCCAUACCCCAGUGGUGGCUGCUUACUGGAUUAUGUUCCUAAUGUCUGUGAUCUCUUACAAAACAAGGUUGAUCAGAUAUCAAAUGUUCAUGAGAAAAAGAAGGAAUAUAUCGCUGCCUUCCUAAGUAACUUUGGCAGAUCGGUUUUGGAAUAUGAUGCAGAACUUUAUAGUAGGAUAUCAUUUUUGUUUGAAUGGAAUGAUUUCUUCUUCUUACUUUAUGUGGAGCUGCCUUCAUUUUUCCCUCAAGAGCCUCCCAUCUUCACUUUCCAGUCCAUUUACCACGAGUCUAAAGGCAAGCCUUACACAGAGACAGUCAGUGACUAUCCUUAUAGUCCUCGCUGGAGUGCAAACAAAAUGGCAGAGAAAGCAAGGGAAUACAUCUUAAGCAGCAUUGGUGCAUUCCAGAAAGCUUCAGUCCACAGUGGUUCACUAUAGAACUUAGAUCUCCAACUCACAAAAAUAUUUAUCUUGGACAAUAAUGCAUGUACUUCAAUAUGAUAACCAUUGUUUGAAGCCUUCAUUAGUAUGCUAAAUGUAUACUGGCUUGUAUUAUAAAGCUUUAUUUUCAUGAACCAGUAUCAUGAUUAAUAUGUGAAAUUUGUUAUUUUUGACGUUUUACUGCAACUGUACUCCUUUAUGUAUCUCAAAAAUAUAAGCAUACAAAUACAUAUUAAUCAUUAAAGUGAAUUGUAUGAUUUAAUACUGACUCAGAGGCCUAUUCUUUUUUAAUAAUUACAUAAUUUUUAUAUUGUCUGUAAUCCCACGGACAUGAAUUGCAAACAAUUUAGUUUCCCAUUGCCAUCUUAUCUAUCAUCAUCUGUCUUAAGUCUCCCAUUCCCAUCUUAUUUAUCAUCAUCUGUCUAAAGUCUCCCAUAGCCAUCUUAUUUAUCAUCAUCUGUCUAAAGUCUCCCAUAGCCAUCUUAUUUAUCAUCAUCUGUCUUAAGUCUCCCAUAGCCAUCUUAUUUAUCAUCUGUCUUAAGUCUCCCAUAGCCAUCUUAUUUAUCAUCUGUCUUAAGUCUCCCAUUCCCAUCUUAUUUAUCAUCAUCUGUCUUAAGUCUCCCAUAGCCAUCUUAUUUAUCAUCUGUCUUAAGUCUUCCAUUGCCAUCUUAUUUAUCAUCAUCUGUCUAAAGUCUCCCAUUGCCAUCUUAUUUAUCAUCAUCUGUCUUAAGUCUCCCAUAGCCAUCUUAUCUAUCAUCAUCUGUCUUAAGUCUCCCAUAGCCAUCUUAUCUAUCAUCGUCUGUCUUAAGUCUCCCAUUCCCAUCUUAUUUAUCAUCAGCUGUCUAAUUGGAUGUGUCACCUUUGUAACAAAUGUGUAGUGGUUAUAAACAUGAAAUUUUCAAUAUUUUACGGAGUAAGUGUCUUUUAUUAUGAUUUUUACUUGCCCACAAUCAGACAUGUUAAUUAAGCACUAUCACAUAGAAAUAUUUUAAGUUUAUGAAACCAAAGAUGAUCGCUCUUUUUAUGUUGAAUUUUAAAUAAAUUAAGAGAUACAAAUCCCUUGCUAUUCAUCAAUGACCAAUAUGCAUCAAAGAUGGUAAGAAUUGUCUAAUCACAAUGUCUCUCAUGAUAAACAUUGUAUCAAGAUAUAGUAGUUGUGAGUGAGAAUCUAAAGUAACAGAACUAUAUAUAUAAUUAUAUAAAUGCAAAUUCAUUCAAGAGAUCAUAGCUAUGAAUAAGUGUAUGGAGUUCCAGUUCUAUAGGGAAAGUUAAUGAAGUAGGUAGAGUAAGGAGACGUCAAAAAUCUAUUCAUAGUAACAGUGGCCUCGAUUUUGACCACAGGUGAGUGAAACCUGAAUUAGUACAAGAGAUAAUGAUUGUGAGUAAGGGGUAUUAAGUUUCUAAUCAGGACAAACAGGUAAUUAAUGAAGUCUGUUGAGCUAUUUUUAGCCAGGUGGCUGAAACAUGAACUCAUACAAGAAGUGAUGAUUUUGAGUAAGUGUAUGAAGAUUCAGGAAAAUUGGGUCAUUGGAUCACCCGACUCGUUGUGAGGGGAUAAUAAGCUAGAACACUGUUACAGAUCAGCAAAGUGCAUAACAUCAGGUUGUUGGAGGGUCAAAGGUUAUGUAAGGUAAAAUUUUGUGUCUUCAUUACUUUUGAUUUUUUUUUUUUAACUGAAAUAAGUUCUGCUUUAACACAGACAAGGGGUCGGUAGUGAAUUGGCAAUUUGCUACUGGCCCAAAUGAACAUAAAUAAACAAAAAAUACAAUUUGAAAGCUUUUUCAAACAUUCUCUAUUUAUUGUGAAUAGCAUAAAAUUACACUUACAAGAAUGUACACAGCGUAAGUAAACAAAAAGACAAAUAGAAUGCAAUAACAUUACAUGAACUUUUAAAGUGAAGUUGAUGUAAUUGUACAUACUCAAACAAAAUUAGUGUACUCACUUCCACAUCAAAUACAUCCUUCCAUUAUGAUAAUCGUUUUGCCUGACCAGACCUGUAAACACCAGCUUUAACAAUAUAUUUAGUAGAGGAUUGUACAACCUGCCACGUUCCUUUAGUAUGAUUUGUAUACCGCCAUUGUUUUCUCAUCUGUAAAUUAGACUGUCCUAAGACAUUGCAUGUUCAUCAUCACCAAACACUAAAGGGAGGUUAGGAUUGCUAGUAAUAUGGUAUUGCCAUGCUUACUUGUAUCUCCUCUGUUGGCAUUUGUAGUACAUUAUGUGCCUAAAAUACAGAUCUAACUAUUCACAACAAUCCUGCUUGGUAAAGAUAUGUGGUGUAAACAUGAGAUUCAAAUAUAUUCAACAUGACAAAAUAAAUUGCACAUCAUCAGACAGAACCAUGCAUAUGACCUAUCAAAAGUACAGGUACUCCAUUCCCUUAUCAUAAUUACAGGUACUCCAUUCCCUUAUCAUAAUUGCAGGUACUCCAUUCCCUUAUCAUAAUUACAGGUACUCCAUUUAAUACCAUAAUUACAGGUACUCCAUUCCCUUAUCAUAAUUGCAGGUACUCCAUUCCCUUAUCAUAAUUACAGGUACUCCAUUCCCUUAUCAUAAUUACAGGUACUCCAUCACCUUAUCAUAAGUACAGGUACACCAUUCUCUAACAAAUAUCCACCUUCAUUUACUAUACUGGGAAAUACUGUUAAUCUGGACAUAAAAUUUUGCAAAAAUAUCAUCUAUUAUAUAAAAGUAAUAUCACACAUGAAUGACGUGCAUAUUUGACAUAGAAAAAUAAAUAAACAUCAGCAUGUUUUCUGAUUAACAACAUUCGGCAGUACAAUAAAUGAUCUACAAAACUGUCACAGGCAUUGCAAGCAAUACAUAUCUCCUCACACACCAAGGAAACCUGCCGAAAAAUAUCCUGCUAUGAGGCCAACUUGUUUGAGGUAUUCCAGAACUUUUCUUGAUCAAUAUAUGAAGUUUGAUUAAAAUCUGUUUAAAAUGAAGUUGUUUGAGGUAUUCAUUUGAAGUAUUCUUAACCAAUAAUGCUGUAUAUAAAGUUUGAUAAAGAUGCAUUAAAUAAUGAAGUUGCCAGAGCACUGACAAAGAUCUUUUUAUAAUGUCAACCUUGUCUUUGACUUUGGCACCCUGAAAUACACUCAUUUGAGGUAUUCUUGACCAGUAUGUGUAUAAAGUCUGAUAAAUAUUGGUUUAAAAAUUUAGUAGCUAGAGUGCUGAGAAAAGGUAAACAUAUGUACAUACAGACAAAUAAACCCUAUACCAGCCGAGAGGGGAUACAAAUUGUAAUAGUUCAUCAGUCGUGAGGGGGUCAAAUUUUUUUUAAAUAGCUCAAUUAUCUUUUCUUACCCAAUCACAACAUCAUGUUAUCUCUGUAGUACAGAUCAAGCAAGCACACAAUGUCCUACCUGUCAUCAUCAUUAUGGUGAAACAUACUAAAACUGGCAUAGUAUUUACUAGUAGUCUUAAUAAGUUGAUAAAAUAAUAUCAAUUAAUAUAUACUAAAAUGUUGAAGUCGCAUACUUCUUAAACAAAGUACAUCAAACUAGGACAAUAUAACAAGUAGAAAUGUCAAAUCAAGGAAUCAAUUAUUAUAUAAGUUACAUCACAAAUACUUGGUGCAUGUCAUGUUUCUAAAUCGGAACAAGUUUCAAAGAGAUCAGCUGAAAACCAAGACAAGAUUAAAAUGCCCCAAAACAAAGGGCAUUAACUCUUCCAAAAUCCUCCGAUCAACAUUUCAUGAUUAUAAAACUUAGCAAGUCUCAAAGAGAUGUGCUGAAAACAGAAAGCAGAUCCAGACAAAUAUCAAACACUAAA
Pecten maximus is the source of this 4953-nucleotide messenger RNA. RefSeq names its product BRISC and BRCA1-A complex member 2-like. NCBI's taxonomy places the organism in Eukaryota, Metazoa, Mollusca, Bivalvia, Pectinida, Pectinidae. Gene Ontology annotation, cellular component: BRISC complex; BRCA1-A complex. The record is from RefSeq and is a predicted model, not a curated record. Gene Ontology annotation, biological process: double-strand break repair. The transcript is spliced from 11 exons. Bases 40 to 1173 code for a protein of 377 amino acids.